Molecule: messenger RNA, 1881 nt
Organism: Penicillium samsonianum
Lineage: Eukaryota; Fungi; Ascomycota; Eurotiomycetes; Eurotiales; Aspergillaceae
Exons: 2
Coding region: 1-1881 (626 amino acids)
Biological process (GO): proteolysis
Molecular function (GO): serine-type endopeptidase activity
Source: RefSeq, a predicted model, not a curated record
AUGCUUGACGACAGAGUAAAUUUUUCGCGUGUUGUGUAUGCCUCCUAUAUUGCAGACAGCAAGGAGGCAACCCAGAAACUCUUGCCCGGCGUCACCGCUCCAUCUGGCUUCCAGUAUGUUGCAUUCGUCCAGGCACUUAACGAUCAGGAUGACAGCCCUGUGUCCUUGGCCUUUAAUGAGAAGGGCGAACAGAUCGACGGCAAGUCUAUUUUGGAGAGAUUCCAUCAGGGCCAAUUUGCGAAGUUUGGACGUCUUCAUGAAAUCCUCCGCCGUAAAAUUACAAAUAUCCGCGCAAGUCAGGACAUUAACGUUGCUGUUUGGCCUGAGUUUGAACUUGACCUCACUGGAUACGACAAACCGAAUGAAGGGGAGAUCAGAGAGCCUCCAGCAGCUGCACGCGCGCUCAUUGCCGACGCUGUGAACGUUAGAUCUGCCAUAGUCAAGGCUAUGAAGGAUCUCGGCGUCAUGGUGAAAGAGACCCCGCCAGAACAAUUGUUCAUAUAUGUCUCACCCAAUGUUUCUCAGCUCCCUAAUAUUGAGCAGAUUCAUGGUGUUGGUCAGAUAGUCUUUGACGACCGCACCGGGGUUAACGACCUUGCCGACUCGGAAGCAAUAGGACGCGCAGCUCAAGCGCAAGCCCUCGGAUAUACCGGACAGGGAGUCCGUGUUGGUGUCUUUGAAGCCGGACCAUCCGAUCUCACAUGCCUUACAUUUGACGGCAGAUAUACAGAGAACCCUGAAGGGAAUGACCACGCACGACUGACUAGCGCCGUUAUCAAGAACGCUGAGCCAGGGAAGCCGCAUGGCUACGCCCGUUACUGCUCCCUUUAUUCCGCAAACAGCUAUGAUAAUGAUGCAUUGCAAUGGGCCGUUACUUCACCACAAAACUGCACCGUCAUUAACCAAAGUUUCCACCGGCCCAAUGAGCAAAGCAGCGCAAAUCUAUCCUUUGAUGACAUUCUAAAAGACCACCUCGCCACACAAUGGCCUUUCCCUACAAUCGUGCAAUCUGCAGGGAAUGUCAGCCAGGCGUCCCAGUAUGUCAGUCCGAAGGGGUUCAACACCAUCAGCGACGGAAGCCACAACGAUACCGCGACUGCGAUGGCUGGCAGCUCAGCGUUCAAAAACCCAGUCUCUCCCGACCGGGACCGCGAGCUUCCUGAGUUGGCUCCCAAUGGUACCAGCAUUACUGCUGUGGGAUUGACCAUGUCGGGCACUAGCUUCGCAGCCUCGGCUGUGGCUGGUACAGCCGCUCUGCUUCAGGACGUCAGCUCGACAUUGAAGUCAUGGCCCGAGGGAUGCAAAGCUAUCCUCCUGGCCAGCGCUGGUCCCACUGUCACCGGUGACACUUGGGCUGAAGAUAAUAUCCAGGGUAUUGAUCAGUCGGAUGGGUCUGGUGCUCUGAAUGCCGAGAUAGGUGUCUUAAUUGCACAGCAACGCCGAGGGAGAAAUUUGCCACCGAUUCCACGUGGCUGGGAUGUCGGUUCCUUACAGGAUGCCGAUUUUGGUAAUCGGUCUCUGUCCAAAUUCAUCUACAAAGUGCAGGCCCCUGAUCCUAUCCCUGCCAUUUCCAGAAACGUUUAUACAGUCAAGGUGGCUCUAGCUUGGGAUGCCAAAUUGCCAUCUAACAUUACCAAAAUGCAGAGACCAACAACAACAUUCCUCCUGGUCAUCUAUAAAAGCAGCGGCGGCCGUCCUGUUCGGUACUCCGGCUCGUUCGAUAACAAUUAUGAGAUUGUCGAAUUUAUCGCCAUUCCAGGAGAAGAGUACCAUAUCUAUAUCGCUCGAGCUUCCGGUUCCGGAACCGUGUCGUAUGGACUGGCUUGGAACGUCUCGUCACUGGCAGAGAUAUGUCCUGUCAUUAUCCCUGGGAUGGAAUGA